AUGAUUUGGGACGAGCCUCCGGUGCGACUACUACUUCAAAAGAGCAACGCGGACGUGAUCAUUGUCUCUGCCUGCGCCUACGGUUGGGACAUCUACAAGCGUUGGGCUUUUGCAUCUACGUUUCGAUAUAUGCAGCAACUGGCCGCAAAAUGUCGCCAUCCUGAAGGAUCUCACGCUCCGGUCGCAGGCGUUCAGGAUUCGUCAGGGGGUUACAUUUCCCAACAGACAUCGGAAUUUCCAGAGCCUGUAGCAUCCAAGUCGGCCGCACCAGUGGAUGUAGCUCCUAACCAGCUCUUGCAAUUAUUGCCAACAAAGGGUCAGUUUGAUCCUCCCUUUGCCCAUCAAGAUGGGGCUGGCAUCUUUUCAGUUCCAGACUGGUCCUUUCCUCCUUCGGGUGCAGUCGACAGGUUAUGUCAGGUCCGGCAGGCUCUGACAGCCAAACUUUUCGAGAUGAAAGCUCCUCUUCGGCUUCGAGAGCAUGUCGCUUCAAAGUCAGAGCAACCCCUUUUCUCGGAUCAGGAGGUUUCAGAGUUUCGAGCAGUAUUCCAGGAGUUCCUGGAGGCCUCAUCAGGGCGAAAGGUGGGCUGGUCGGUGAAACCUCACCAACCCUACGCUCUCCAGGCUCUGCGCCAACCCGACACAUCAUUGUUUCCUUCGUUAUUGGAGGGAGCCCCGUCAGGCUUGGCAGGCAUCACCUUCCAAGGCCGCACUUUCUUCUACAGGGUGAUGCCGUUCGGCAUGUCUUGCAGCGCAUAUUGGUGGCAGCGGUUAUCAGGCUUCCUGGUCAGGACAUGGCACGGCGGUCUUCUAUGGCUGAGUCACUUCCUGAGCAGUGCCUUGGACAUAUCGGCAUGCCUAAUCCUGGCCUUCGCAGCCGUCUUCGGAGUGCGCCUUUCGUGGCCCAAGUUACAACUGGGGUCCUCAGUGGUUUGGAUUGGAUGGAGCCUGAAUUACAGGGCAGGGACGGUUCAGGUCACGGCAACAAAGAAAGAGAAACUGUCACGAGUUCUUCGCCCACUCCUGGGGGAGGGCAGAGUGGAGCUCCGGGAUCUUCAGAAAGCUCUGGGCCUCUGGGCUUACUGCAGUGGCUCACGCAGCUACAUGUGGAGCUGCGUCCGUGGUUGUCAGUUCUCUAUGAUGACGCUGCUCGCUUGCUUGAACGAUACACUGAUCUUCAUUACCGUCCCACUGACCUCCAAACGGAUUUGGCUCCGAAUUACAGAUCCACAGUCACGCUUCCGUCGGCUCUCCAAACUGAGUCGAAAGCUGCUGCUUUUCUGGCAUGAAUGGAGCCAGGCCUACCACUUUCAUGAAUGCUUUCAUCUGCCGCCGAGACAUCUGGAUUGCGUGAUGGCGGCGGACGCCUUUGCUUCGGGUGAGGAGCUGGGUAUUGGCGGCUUCAUCGAGAUUUCUGGCUCACAACCUGUUUUUUGGUUCAGCGAACGAUACCGCUUAUCCGACUUCAAGUAUUUGGAUCUGCCUCUACAUCAGGACGCGCAGAGGGACAUAUCCUGCUGGGAGACUCUUGCUCAGGCUCAGGUGGGCCUAAUGCUUCUGUUUUCUCACUUGUGCCCUGGUGGACGAAUUAGACUCACGCUCCCAUCCUUCUCGGACAAUACAGGAGCAGAAGCAGUUUGCGCAAAACUCCUGACGACGAAGUCCCCACUUUGCUUCUUCGCGCAGCUGGUAGCUAUGGUCAGCACUCGUCUGGGCAUCUCUCUGGACGUUCAACACAUAUCUGGCGAGCGGAACGAGGACGCUGACUUGCUGUCCCGAUGGGAUGGAAUAGCUCCUCUGGCUCCUCUUGGAGAGCAUUGGGAUCUCGACAUGCGAUAUCGCUUUUCAGUUCAAGAUUUCUUCGAUCAGCGGCAUGAUGUCCGGCUAUUUCCUUCGGAUGCCAGACUCCUUUGGAAGCUGCCGCGCUGA
Molecule: messenger RNA, 1926 nt
Organism: Symbiodinium necroappetens
Lineage: Eukaryota; Dinophyceae; Suessiales; Symbiodiniaceae
Source: the annotation of a GenBank genome assembly